Messenger RNA from Caretta caretta (loggerhead turtle), 5943 nucleotides. Lineage: Eukaryota; Metazoa; Chordata; Testudines; Cheloniidae. The record is from RefSeq and is a predicted model, not a curated record.
GAGGCGCUGUCAGACUCGCACGUUCCCCAUCGCAUUACGUGAGCAAACAGCGGCGGAGCAGCCUGCCAGGCGGGCUUGUGUAACUUUGCAAAUGUGCCAGAAAGUUUAAAAUCCCUCAGCCCUCCUCCUCCCGCCUCCAGUCCAGACCCCAGAGAAAGCCGGAGGACGAUGAGAGGCGGGUCGCUUGCUGCUGCUGCUAUUCAGAGCCGUGCCCUGUAAACACCCCGGGAGCGGAGAAGCUCCCUCCUUUCGGAAGGUCUCUGCCUCCCCGGGCCGCCUGCGGGGAUCGAGCCUGGCUGCGGCCAGCGGCGUUUGGCGAGCGACCUUCGCGCCCGGCCGGGGCUCUUGAAGCGGGGAAGAUGCACGUGGCGCUGCCCGCGGCUUUGCUCGCCCCGCUGCAGGUGUGGCUGUACCUGAGCUGCACCUGGCCCGCCGGCUGCCAGCCGCCGCCGCGCCACAACCCGCCGGCGCCCGCCGCCUGGAGGCAGCGGAUUCAGUGGGAGAACAACGGGCAGGUGUACAGCCUGCUGAGCCUGGGCUCCCAGUACCAGCAGCCCCGGCGCCGGCAGGCAGCGGCCGCGGGCAGCCCCAUCCUGCUGCUCCGAAACAACGCCACCGCCCCGCGGGGGGCUGCUGCUGCUGCUGCUGCUGCUGAAGCCGGCGCUGCCCAGCCGCCGGCCGGAGCCGCCAGCAGGGGCUCGGGCGCUCGCCACUGGUUUCAGGCCGGCUACCAGCCGCCCCCCGGCGGCACCGCAGGGCAGAGGAGCCAGGGAGCCGCGAGCGGUUCAGCCAGGAGCCCUCCCCAGGGGGCGUCUCGGCCCAGCGCCCCCCACAGCUCAGGCGCCGGCUCCAGGAGGGGCAACAGCACCAGCCCCGGCGCUGGCAGCCCCCCGCCCCUGAGCAAUCUGAGAGCCGGCCGGGAAGAUGCCAUGGUCGGAGACGAUCCCUACAACCCCUACAAGUACACGGACGACAACCCCUAUUACAACUACUACGACACCUACGAGAGACCCCGCCAGGGCAGCAGGUACAGACCCGGCUAUGGCACCGGCUACUUCCAGUAUGGUCUCCCUGACUUAGUCCCGGAUCCCUAUUACAUCCAGGCAUCCACAUAUGUCCAACGGGUGUCCAUGUACAGCCUGAGAUGCGCUGCUGAGGAGAACUGCCUGGCAAGUUCAGCUUACAGGGCAGAUGUCAGAGAUUAUGAUGCUCGAGUGCUUCUGAGAUUCCCCCAAAGAGUGAAAAAUCAAGGCACAUCAGACUUCCUACCAAGCAGACCCCGAUAUUCAUGGGAGUGGCACAGCUGUCACCAACAUUACCACAGCAUGGAUGAAUUCAGCCACUAUGACUUGCUGGAAGCAGGCUCACAUCGGAGAGUUGCUGAAGGGCACAAAGCAAGUUUUUGUCUUGAAGAUACCUCCUGUGACUAUGGAUACUAUAGACGAUAUGCAUGUACAGCACAUACACAGGGACUGAGCCCUGGUUGUUAUGACACCUACAAUGCUGACAUAGAUUGCCAAUGGAUUGAUAUUACAGAUGUGAAGCCUGGAAACUACAUACUGAAGGUUAGUGUAAACCCCAGCUAUUUGGUACCAGAGUCUGAUUACUCCAACAAUGUAGUACGCUGUGAUAUCCGCUAUACAGGCCAUCAUGCAUAUGCCUCUGGCUGCACAAUUUCACCAUACUAAGAUGCAAGAAAAUGGACGAGUCAGUGCCCACUGUUUUGUACUGUAAUAUCAUUAUAUAAACUUCAGUAGGAUACGAACACUUUACAAAAAGCAAAAAAAUUCAACACAAACUUUUGUGUGGUUUUGAAGCAUAAUGGCUGCUUCAUAAAAUGUGUAACUGGAUUUUUAGCAUUCAAAUUGUCACUUAAAAAACUAUUGCAACGUGUGGGGUUGGUGAUUUAUGCACAGAUUUUCAAAUUCUAAAGGAAAUUAACUCAUUCACAGAAAAAUAAGGUUUUUUUGUGUUUUGUUUUAAACUCCACUGGAAAUCAGAGUGCAGAUAACAGCAGAGUUUGGUCAGUACACUAUCUGUGAAUGAGCUGUAAUCUCUUUAAAAGGUAGCAAAAAGUAUAGUACUAAAUAAAAUGCAGUAAGUAGUAGUAAUCCUGGCUAGCUCAAUGAAUGCCGGAACAAAGACCUUCUUGGGAGUGAUGCUCCUGCCAUUACAGUAAAAAUAAUUGGUUACAUUGGAUGCAGAGGAGAAAAGUAUCCUCAGUUUUCAAGGAAUAUUAACAUAUAGCAGAAAAACGUUCAUGUAUGCAUUAGUUACAUCCCAUAUACGAAAUUUAUGUUUAUUUUACAUUUUUAAUAUAUUAGUAGGUAAACCAUUUUCUCAAGCUGAAUGCAUACUGGGGCAUUGGCCAUAAGUCUGUUUUACUUUUGGAGUAGAAUUAAAGAAUUUAGCCACUUUUCUCUGUGAAUAGAGAUUUUCAAAAUGGGGGUCUUAAAAGGAUUAAUUCAAUGCGAGUAAAAUGAACUAAGAUGAACAGCUGUCCACCAGAAACAAGGCUUCUGAAAGCCACAUUGGAUAGUCCCUAAUAAUUAGUUGUACGAAAAAAAGGCAUGAAUUGAACAGGCUAACCAAUUACAACAACUGACAAAAGGCAAUCAGCUCAGAGGCACCACAAACAGAAAUAAGCCAAAAGACCUAUCAGGGUGUUCUUAUUGAGAAAAGGCCUUUUACUUGUAUUCUCAUUAGCAUUAUUUUACAGUUAGUACUGUACUUGAUUCUUAAUUGCAUAUUUGGCUAUUCAAAGACUGAAGCUUAAAAUAUUAUACAAUAUGUAUAGAAUAAUUGUUGGUGUAUGCAACAACACAGGAAGUACUUUCGUUAAGUCAAUCAUGAAAUAGUCAAAGUGAAAAACUUUCAGCCCAAAUUAACAAAAUAUAUUAUGCUGCUUACUGGUGGGGGUUCACAAAAGUAUGCAGUUGACCAAUUUAAGCUAAAGCAGCUGUGAUUUUUGUUUUUUAAACUGUGAAAUUAUUUCUCACAUUGUCCUGAUACUUCUUCCGAAGAUCACAGAUGGUGCAAUGCUCAACCUGCAGCCCACAACAUCUAAAGCAACAGCCAAAGCUCAAAACCUUUAGAGUUUUAAUGGUAUAUAUCUUUAUGUAUUUGUGUAGCUUGAGGAAUACUGGGGUGUUUUGUUACAAGGUUGGGAAAUAUUUUAAGCAAUAUUUGCCAUUAUUGCAUGCAGUAGAACCAUGCACAUUUAAUUUUGAAAUUGUGUUAGUUAUCAGAAUAUCCUUGAGGACUAUGGAUCAGCUAGUUAUUUCCUACAUAUAUUUUGUUGUUUUAAGAUUAUCAAAUGUUUCUGUCCAAAUCAGUCAUGUUCUGGCACAAUAAACCUAAACAACUGUAACAUCAACACUUAACCAGACUGACACUGAUGACCUAAGAACCAUUAACUCAUUGAGGGAAUGGCCCUUUACUCACUCACCUUUCACUUCUACAUGCAGGCUGGGUCCAGUUUACAUCUGCAGGCUGCUAAGUUUUCCAUUGGUUUUCCUCAUUUGGUUGGUAAAGAUCAUUUUAGUCACUCACCAAGUGGGUAUCUAACUCAAGCAAUAAAAAGUCUGAAAACUAGACUUGGCACAUUUUACUGUAGUAGGGCUCUAUGCACAUCAGCAGUUAAAGUUGUGCCAUUAUCUCUCUUUAAAAAGCACUAUUUUCAUGUGUUUAUAAUUGACUGUACCAGUAUGUUCCAGACUGAAGUUUGGCUUUUGAGGUCUGAGCUCCAGAACAAUUUUUGUAAAUGGAUUAAAAACAAAACAAACAAACAAAAACGCACACACACACACAAGCGUAUGAAUGAACAAAUGCAGGUACAUUUAUACCUCCUGCCAAAAGUGAUUCAGGCCAAAAUUUCCAACCUGGGAUGAAGGCUCUGAAGCUGCAGCUUCUUGUGUGUGGGCAACUUGUACACGUGCAGUUGCAUGGAAGUCAGUGGAUACAUCUACACUGCAAACAUGUACCCACUGCAGCAAGUCUCAGAGCUCAGACCUAGGCUGGUGCUACAGAGCUAAAAAUAGCAGUGUAGAUGUUCCUGUUUGGACUGGAGCUUGGGGUUUGAAACCUGGUGAGGGGAGUGAGUCUCAGAGCCCAAGCUGGCAUGUUUUAACACCAUAGCACAAGUCCUGCAAGCCUGGUUCUCUAGAGCUAGAUUCUGAGAACUGUUGGGGCCCAGGACAUUUUAGGCUCAGCAAUUACCGAGGCGCUGUGCAGCCAGGAGGCACUGAGGUGUGGUGUUUUAAGAGAGUAGUUCUGGGGGUAUUUACUCUGUAGAUGCCCUCAGAUCUGUGGGAUUUUCCUGUAGCUGUGGGCGCAUCUGCAGGGUUGGAGAGCCACACCCUCUACUUACCUCCCCACUGGAGGAUACCUCAAAAAUUGUGGAAGUUUAAAAAGGAAGUUUGCUGAGUAUCUUUGGCUCUUCUGUAGGAAGAUGCAUUCUGGCCUUUAGUGCAGAUGCUUGGGCUGCCAAAUGAUCCCCUGAUUUAAGAAUCUUUAAGUACUCAUUGACAUGAUAGGUUGGUAGGGCGCCAUCGACACCAUCAUUGGUAAAUGAACACAUUUUACAUGUAGAUCUGAUAGACAAUGGAAUUUCUUUUCUUUAGCUAAAUGCUGUACAAGUUUUAAAACAUUUGUUUUAAACAAUGGGAAAAGAAAUGAAAUUUGCACACUGUUCAAGAGUACACGAAUGGUCUUGCUUAAAUCAACAAAAGCUAAGAAUGUCAGAAUUAAAGUUGGAAAAAUUAACACAACCUGUUCUUAACUAAUCCUGCUGAGCUGUAAUGCAGGAGUAGAGAAAAGUUGAUUUACAAAGCUUAUGAGCGAAUGUUACUAAAUGCGGGGAGUUGCUGGCCAUAAUUCUCAAUAUCUUGGUCACUGCAGGUUUGAUCCAGAUACCUUAAGCCUACUUUUUUCAUGCUGCAAUAUAUUUAAAGGGAAUGCUUGCUUUUUUGUAGGAAAUCUUUAUACAUUGUUUUGAUGUAAGAGUUUAUUUUAUAAAACAAAUUUUAUUGUGUAAUCAUUGUUAACAGGCUUUGGGCCUAUUCCUGUGGUCUUUGAAAAGGAGCUUUGCCCUUGAUCUCAAAGAGCGUAAGAUCAGUCCAAGCAUUUGCAAAAUUUCAGAAGUACAGAAAUGCUUCUCUUACAGUUUCAAAUUUCCUUUGAAAAUGUUAGAGCGUGCAUGAAGCAAUUACCUCCCACAUUUCAGGUCUUUAGAGAAAUGUUGCAUAUAAGGAAUAUUCCCAUGCAACAGACUCAUUACAAGACAGCUUUGCUAUAUUUGUAAAAUCUUGAAAUACAUGUUUGAUAAUAGGUGCAUAUUUCUGGACAAAAGUAUUAAAAGAAUGAGAGAUUGGUCAGCGGUUGAACCAACAGAUCAUGUAGAUGAUAUUUUUUAUGUUGCACACCCAAGUUUACUAUGUAGUAUUGAAUGGUGCGUUCACCAAAGUUUACCUUCAUAGUCCUUUUAUAUAUCUGUUUUUUCAGUUGUACCUGUUCAUACCAAAAGGGUUAUUUUCAUUCAUAAAAUUGAAAGCAGUCUGUCCUGUGCCUCACAUUAUGCCAAAUAUGUAGGGUCUUUUUACAUUCCCCAGAUUAAAAAAGGUGCUGAAAUAACUUGAAUUAAAACCAAGAAGUGUAUGCUAAUAGGAGGUUAUUUUUUGUUGUUGUUUUAGCAACUAAAUGCUACAAAUUCAGUGAAAUGCCACUUGUUUUUGCAAUUUCUUGAAGGAGUUUUCAAUGUUUCCUUCACUGUUUUCCAAGAAUCUUAAUUUUAAAACCUCUAUCUUUAUUUGAAGAGCUUUUAUUUAUAAUAUUCAGACACUAGCUUUGUAUUCUUCAUUGCACUUUCAUAUUCUUGUGUUACAUUGCCUGUAUUAUGGUUGCAAGUUUAUGUGAAAAUGACUUGAAUAAAAUGUUUCAAGUGUU